Molecule: messenger RNA, 2416 nt
Organism: Acipenser ruthenus (sterlet)
Lineage: Eukaryota; Metazoa; Chordata; Actinopteri; Acipenseriformes; Acipenseridae
Product: GRB2-associated-binding protein 3-like
Exons: 8
Coding region: 40-1815 (591 amino acids)
Source: RefSeq, a predicted model, not a curated record
UGGCACACCUUGCAAAGAGGGUGAUCUUGUUAAACUGCUAUGACAGCAGAGGCUCGCUGGAAACAGAAAAAUGGUUCAUGUGUUUUUUUGUUUACAAAAGCAAGUUCUAAUUUAGGCAUGGCAAGUCUGACCUCAAUUCAGUCCAUUGCAGUGCAUUGUAAAAACCUCAAUUUGCCUAGCUUAAUCUCACAGGGGCCCUGCUAUUACCAACUGAAAUACCCAUCAUCAUCAUCAUUGUACCUUGUGUGCAAUCAUGCUUUACAAAUGUAUGCAGUAUUUCCAAUUACCCCCCAACAGGAUGAAAACGUUUAUGGACCUACAAUCUUAUCAAAGUCGCUUCAAACUAGGUCUCCUGGAACCAGGUUUCAUGCCGCUGUUGCUGAAAAGGUGGCUUUGUGUUCCUGGAUCUUUAGGCUGACCGUUGCCCUUGUGUUUUGUCUUGCUCUUGUAGAUUCGGUGGAGAGCCUUUCCCAGACUGCCUCCUCUCUGCAGCCCUCCCCUUCGGCCUCCACCCACACCUCCAGGGUCACAGACGACAUCUCGUUCUCGGCGCACGACCUCACCGCCGACACGGACACCAACACCACGGAGGAGAGCCACAGCGAGUCUGACUCCAGUCUGCCCCCGGACUACCUCUUCCUGUCACAGUGCGAGAGCGGAAGAAUCAACAUCCCCAGGUGUAACACCUGGUCACAGACAGACAGGUGGCUGGAGCAGAAUUCGUCAGACAGCGUGUUUGAAGACGUGAUCCUUUCCCCGCUCAGCUCCUAUCAGCCCCCGUCUCCAUUCUCGCCUCUGGACACGGCAUUCUCGUCCUCCACAGACCCUAGCACCUUCACGCCGCUCGAGCGGGGCGCCUCGUCCCGGGACUUCACCUCUUCAUCCCCACUGACUGCCCACGCCCAGCCCCAGAUCUUCCGGUUCGAUAAGAACCUCGUCGCCUCCGCUCUGGGGGGCACUCCAGACGGGAACACGCCCCCGCCACGGCCCCCCAAGCCCAAGAGCUUCUCUGAGCGACGGCAGGAGGAGUUCACGGCCCACACAAUGCUCGUGAACGGAAACGGUGCCUACGCUGUGCCGGCAAGCGGUGUGCAGCGAAGAAUCUCCCUGUCCGGUCUGGAUAACGUCAGGAGAGCUGAAUUUGAAGGGAUCUCUAUAAGGAGCCGGGACAAGAGGCUGAGUCUUAAUUUGCCCAGGAGGGUUCCAGCAUACAGCCCAAGCCCAGUGGACAUACCCGAGGACAGUUAUGUGCCCAUGAACCCUGGAGCCUCUCCCUCCAUCUCUACCUUCGACUGCCCCUCCGACGGGUACAUCCCCAUGAGCCCCACCAGCACAAAGUUCCUGCUGUCCAACGGAAACACAGAACCAGGACCUCCCCCAGUGAAAAGGCACCUGAAGCCCCUCCAGAGAGCAAGACCUCCGCCACUGGAUCUGAGAGGCCUUACCACGAUCAGGGAACAUCCUAUCCAUAUGCCUCUCAUAAGAUCAUCGACAGAGCCCUUUCCUUGCAACCCGGCACCAGGAAGAGCCACAGCCAGUGUCACAUUCGGGGAGGAAGACAGCAGCUUCACACCGGGGGAGCAUUCGCGCAGGAAUUCUCCCAUCAAUACGCACAUUUUCUUUCCUUUGCCGAGAAAAUCUAACCUGGACUAUCUGGCUCUGGACUUCAACUCAGCAUCUCCUUCUCCUGUUCAGAAGAAACCCAUGCUUGCUGAUGAGAUGCGGGUGGACUACGUCCAGGUGGACGAGCAGAAGACACAGGCCCUUCAGAACACUAAGCAGGAGUGGACAGACGUGAGGCAGUCAAAAGUUUGAACGAAACUUUCAAAUUCCUACUGAAAAACUCACCAGCACUGGACCAUGGGGAUACAAGGGAAACCACAGACUAGCUAGUAAGAAAAACCUGGCACCGAGAGAUAUGUUAAUGAUUCAUUCUUCAGGAUCUUCAUAUCUCCAGCCUCAGACUUGUAAACCGGCUUUUCCCUGUAUUUCCAAAAAGAGAAAUAUCCUUGUUUGCAUUACCAAUUCUGAGAGUGCUUGUAAGACCUUGAAUUAUAUUAGGAGUCUGGAGUCAAAUCUGUUUAGAUCAUUACACUAGACACUCUUAUCAGUAGCAUUACCAUUAUCAGCAGUGUUGUGGUCAUGUCUUUUUUAUUUCUGUCCACUCAUUAUCUUUUUGGCUGAAUCUUUCACCCUGGGCUAUUUCAAGUUUAAACUUCUUUUUUUUAAUGUUAUUACACAGCACACUAACACUAAGCUUCACCUAAUAUUUGGUUGCUAUGGGUAUUAUCAUGUGGCAUUAGCCCUUUGAAAAGCAUUAACCUUAGGCAUUCAUCUAUGCAGGAAUACUGUAACCAAACACUGCCAUCUGUGAUAAUAUAACCUUAAAACAUGUUCAAGUAUAUAUAUAUAUAUA